UGUUGCCUAGGGCAGUACAAAACCUAAAUACACCACUGCCUCUAGUAAAAAAAAAAAGCUGACAGGAUAGAUACCCUAAAUGCAGGUGUCUUCAACUUCUUAUGAGCAGGGUCUCCCUUCCUCUUCUCCAGCAUUGGCAGUUGGCAAUCUUUAGGGCUCAAUGUACAAUGUAUCCCAGGGGCGGACUGACAACUCAUGGGGCCCCCGGGCAAUAUGGGAUCAUGGGGCCCCUGUGUCCUUACUCAAACUCAAAAAAGCCUAUGAAAAAGGUACCAGGGGAAUCUCAUGGGGCCCCCUACUGACUCCGGGCCCUCGGGCAGUGCCCGAGUUUCCAAAUGGUCAGUCCACCCCUGAUGU
This is a messenger RNA of Staurois parvus, 357 nucleotides long. NCBI's taxonomy places the organism in Eukaryota, Metazoa, Chordata, Amphibia, Anura, Ranidae. The record is from the annotation of a GenBank genome assembly.